Adineta steineri is the source of this 3300-nucleotide messenger RNA. NCBI's taxonomy places the organism in Eukaryota, Metazoa, Rotifera, Eurotatoria, Adinetida, Adinetidae. The record is from the annotation of a GenBank genome assembly.
GUAUUCAUCAUGAAUUUGUAUAUCAAGUAAUGAAACAUCCACAAAAAACUAGCUGUUGAACUUGAUGAACAAUCAUUGACAUAUUGUGAACUUCUAUAUUAUGUUCAAGUGUUAUCUUUAACUCUUGUUAAUGAAUACCUUAUCACUGCAGGUGAGGUCGUAUGUCAAUGUGUUGAACGAAGUUUAUCAAUGGUGAUUGGCAUAAUGGCGAUUGAAAUGGCUGGUGGUGUUUAUUGUCCAUUGUCACCUCGAGAUCCGCAGCAUCGUUUGCAUGCUCUUGUACAACAAACACAAAGCUGUCUUGUUCUUGUUCAUGAUUUGACCAAGACCAAGUUUAAUUAUGACAUCGUGUUGCUUAGUAUCGAUUCAAUUCUGAGUAAUAUAGAGACGGACAGUAAAAUUCAUGUGAAUCGACUCUCAAAUGUCGUGGUAAUAUCUGAUAAUAUGGCAUACAUCAUCUUCACAAGUGGAUCAACAGGAACACCAAAGCCGGCUCAACUUCGACACAGAAAUUUUACUCGAUCAAUACAAUCUUUAGUACAUGUUGAUAUAUUUAACAAAAAUGAUAUCAUUAUACAAAUGGCACGAUGUUCGUUUGACCUUCAUGUUCAGGAAAUCUUAGGAACAUUAAUGAUAGGAGCCACAGUAAUCAUGUUACAUCCACAAGGAAACUAUGAUUUCGAAUAUCUCUCCAUGCUUAUGGAAAGGAAACAAAUUAGUUUUCUUUAUACUGUACCCACAUUACUGGCACUCUUUUUUAAUUUUAUCAAAGACACUAAAAAAACAUAUAUUAUGCAAUAUUUGCGAUCUCUUUGCACUGGAGGUGAACGUUGCUCUGUACAACUUGUUGAAUUAUUAGAAAGCAUUACAAAUAACGACUGUUCUAUAUGGAAUUUAUGCGGACCAGCAGAGACAACUCUUCAAUCUUUGUUUCAUCGAGUCAACUCAGAAAUAGAUACAGAGACUAUACCACUUGGUAGACCACUACCUAAUUAUUCCUGUACAGUCGAAGACAAUUUCGGACUGCCUAGCUUUAUCGGUCAAGAAGGAGAGAUACUGGUGAGAGGCGCAGGGAUCUUUGCUGGAUAUCUUUAUCGUGAUGAUUUAAAUGCAAAAGUUCUUGUCGAAAUAGAUGGUGAGCUAUUUUACCGAACAGGUGAUCUUGCUAGAAUAGAUAGCAAUGGUCUUCUUCAUUAUCAAGGAAGAAAAGAUCAUCAGAUCAAAUUACAUGGACAACGAAUUGAACUUGGUGAAAUAGAACGAUGUUUACUUAACAUCACAUCUAUUUCUGCUUGUGUUGUCAUGAAAUGGAAGGAUGACCAUCUAGUUGCUUAUGUUCAGUCAUCUCAUAUGAAUGAACAGGAAUUGCGUGAACAUUGUUUAUCUCAUCUUCCACCACAUAUGAUUCCAUCUCUUUUUAUUAUACUUGAUAAACUACCAUUGAAUGCAAAUGGAAAAGUAGACAGAAAACAACUUCCUUCACCCCAAUUUUCUACAUCAACUUUGUUAACGUGUGAUAAAUCUGAUACUCUUCUGAAUCAGUUCGAACAACGUAUACACACUAUUUGGUGUCAAGUUCUUCAUUGUAAUGAGAAUCACAUUUCUAGAACUACCAGUUUUUUUAGUGUUGGUGGUCAUUCACUUUUAUUUAUUGAACUUUAUCACCAUUAUCAAUCAGUAUUUAACUUUGAUGCUCAUUCACUUUCCAUUGCUCCAUUUCUUCAACAACCAACGAUAUCUCAACAUUCACAAUUACUUCAAACAGUUACAAUGAGUAAUAUCACGGCAACACAAUGGCACACAUUACAUAUAAAUGAAGGUAUUGCCUCUUUUGCUCAAGAGCGUAUCUUUCUUGAUGAACAAGUUCGUUUUUCGAGUGAUGUUGCUGUCUAUAAUGAAAUGUCGACUUUACAAGUUGUUCAAGGAUCAUUAUCGUUAAAUCGUUUAUUACAAUCAUUUCGAUUUGUUUUGAAUAAACAUAAAAUAUUACGAACAUCACUUAUGUUCAACAAUGACGACGGUAUUUUGAGACAAUGCAUCACAGAUAUACAUAGAACAUUCACAAUAACUAUGUAUCAAACAUUUCAAAAUGAUAAUGAACUUCGAAAUAUCAUUUAUCAAGCAACGAUUAAUCCUACUCUCUUCGAUUUAUCAACUGGUCAUGUUUUUCAUGCUGAAAUUCUAAAGCAACAAAUACCAUUAAAUGAGAAUGAAAAUAAUAGCGAUGAGUUCAUAACCAACUCUGAUGUUCUCCUCAUUGCUUUUCAUCAUGCAGCAUUUGAUCGAGCAAGUUCUUCGAUGUUUUUCAAUGAUCUAUGUUUCGCUUAUAAUACUAAUGCAAUACCAAUAGAAGAUGAUAAUGAAUCAUUACAAUAUAUUGAUUAUAGUGUACAUGAACGUCUAAUUGAUAUGUCAACAUCUCGUGAAUUUUGGUAUUUACAAUUAGAAGGAUACAAUUUGGACUCUCCGUUAUCAUUACCAGUUGAUCGACAUCGUUUAUCUAAUAAUCAUCGAUCGAGUUCUGCUUGUGUCACUCAUAUCUCUUUUGACAACGAAACUUCACAAUUAUUUCUGGAUUAUGCUUCCAUACAUCAUGUGACACCAUUUCAGUUAGGUCUAAGUAUAUUAUAUACUUUUCUUUUCAAGUUAACACAUGGUGAAAAUGAUUUAUGUCUUUCUUGUCUUAAUGCUAAUCGAUACAAAACUGAACUACAAAAGAUAAUGGGAAUGUUUGUUUCGACAUUACCAUAUCGUAUUCAACUUGAUCCUCAUUGGUCAUUUGAUGAUCUUGUUAAAUAUGUACGAGAGAAAUGUUUAUCAAUUCUUGAACAUUCUCAUUACCCACUUCAACAUAUUCUUGCCAAUUUACAUAUAAAUCAAUCAGAUAUUUCAUUUCUCGAAACUAUGUUUGACUUUAUAACAAUAUCGUCACACAGCGAUGAAUUAUCUUUAGAUGGAGCAAGUUUCAAACAAGUGUCAUUUGAAGAAUCGUUCGAAGUGGCUAAGGUUGAUUUUAUGUUAACAUUUAUCUAUAAUCCAAUAUUGGAAAAUAAUAAAUUAUCAUUUCGUUUAACUUGUUCACAUGAUUUAUUUGAUGAGAUUACAGUUACAAAUAUAGGUCGAAGAUUAGAAUAUUGUUUGCAACAACUUUUUUCAUCAGAUGAAACUAUUAAUCAAAUUGGUACAUGCUUGACAUCUAUAUUGAAAAUUAAUCUUAUUCUACGAGAAGAAAAUCAAGAAAUGGAAGAUGUUAUCUUUUGUCGACAAUCACAUAUAAUAAACGAAGGUAUGUUUUUCUAG